GAGAGAGAGAGAGAGAGAGAGAGAGAGAGAGAGAGAGAGAGAGAGAGAGAGAGAGACACACACACAUACACACACAGAACAGAGCCAGAUAAGGAGACGGAGAGAGAGAGAGAGAGAGAGAGAGAAGGAGAAGGGAUCGGAGGGGGACUGAAUGCAGCCGCGGCAGGGAGAGGAGAGCGAGGACAUGGGUGUGAAGAGCAAGGCUGCCGCCGCGAUCGUCAUUCUGCUGAUGUUCCUCGGCUGCUUGUGGCUACAGGGAGGCCUGGACUACCACUGGGACUCCUGCUUGAAGAGUUACAACCAGGUAAACAAUCUCAACCAGUUGACCAACAGAAGUGGGGCUGGGGAGGCAGAGGGCCCGUUGCGACAGGAGGGGUGUCCGGGCCAGACCUUCCAGGUGUCCGCCCUGCUCUCUCACCUGCAGGAUGCCUCGGCCUCGCGCUCGGACAUCAUGCUGCAGCCGUAUCUCUCCAGCUGGGAUGAGCUGGUCAGGUUCAUGGAGGCUCUCGGCCCUAUGGUCGGGUUAAUAUCCAACGAGAUCGAGACCAAGACCACCCUGAUCCGCCAGCUGGCCCUGGCGGCAGAGGAGGGUCCGGAGGCCGAGCUCCGUCCGGACAACCCGCCGGCCCGGUUCGCCGGCACCUCGGGGGCCGACGACCGCCGCGCCUACCGCUCGGUGCGCUCCAUGAUCCACGUGGAGCUGCAGAGCGGCCUGGUGGACUUCCAUCAGACCAGCGACUCGGGCUGCCGCACCCUGCUCCGCCUGCACCGCGCCCUGGACUGGCUCCGGCUCUUCCUGGAGAAGCUGGCCGAGACGCCGGCCAGCGGCACCAGCGGCCGCCUGCGGAGCCCGUCGGAGCUGUGCCGCGAGGCCUACCAGAGCACGCUGGCGCACCACCACACCUGGUUCGUCCGGCGCGCCGCCGAGCUGGCCUUCAUCGCGCUGCCGGAGCGCGGCUUCUUCUACCGGCUGGUCUGCGUCCAGAACCAGGAGGAGCUGAGCAGACUGCUGCUCCGCGUCGUGGCGGCCAUCGCGCAGGUGUACGACAGGACUCAGGGGAUCCUGGAGGACAACCUGAUGCUGGACCUGCCCUAGUGCCCCGGGGCCAGGCAGCAGAGAGAGUAAGAGACUAACCGCAGCUUCCGUGGUAGGCGACCCCCCCACGCCAGGUUCUACCGCCUGCUGACUACUUCAUUUGAGGACCUUCUGCCAAAUACAGGGUUUACCACCCCAGACUUGUUUUCUUCCCAACCAAACUGUAGCGGGAACAAUCAACUAAUACCCUAGACGUAUUUACGUUUCAAUUGUAACAUUCCUCUGCACUCGACAUUACCUCCUUAUGUGAGGUGGACACACUGUCUUAAUAUUUUAUAUAUAUUGAAAAGAAAGUUUGCUGAAAGAAAACUAUAAUUUAUUUAUAUGAAUUAAUCAUUGAAAACAGUCCAACUUGGAGUAUACCUAAGCAUUUUUACCUUAAAUUAUCUAUAAAUAGGAACAUAUGGAUUUAUUGAAAUAUAUUUUAUAAAAGACUGAUUUUAUUUAAUUUUUGGGUGAAAAUUAUGAAGGUUACCAUCUUAGAAUAUUUCUAUAAUAGAUUUUACAUUGUGAAAAGAUUUUUAUGACGUUUGAAUAAAAAAAUGAUCUGUCAGAUAAAACAAAUCACAAUCAUCAA
This is a messenger RNA of Gadus macrocephalus (Pacific cod), 1673 nucleotides long. RefSeq names its product glycolipid transfer protein domain containing 2b (gene gltpd2b). Gene Ontology annotation, cellular component: cytosol; membrane; cytoplasm. The transcript has 4 exons. Bases 152 to 1096 code for a protein of 314 amino acids. Gene Ontology annotation, biological process: ceramide transport; intermembrane lipid transfer. NCBI's taxonomy places the organism in Eukaryota, Metazoa, Chordata, Actinopteri, Gadiformes, Gadidae. Gene Ontology annotation, molecular function: ceramide 1-phosphate transfer activity; ceramide 1-phosphate binding. The record is from RefSeq and is a predicted model, not a curated record.